AUGAGCAAGGAAGAAGCCAAAAACUUGCAUACCACCAUAGCCGGCUCUUUGGAGGAACGGCGGCAGUUGGUUACCGAAAUCAACACCAAAGAAGAGCAAAUCCGGCAAAGAGAUCAGGCCAUUGAAGACUUGGAGGGGCAAAUAGAACAACAGCAGGAAAUAAUUACCGACCAGACUCGUCCUGAAGAGGAAAAGGAGGCUGCCCAAAGGGAACUAGAAACCCUUCAGGUGAGAGUUGCGGAAUCACAGGCGCAAAAGGACAACCUGGAGCGGGAGCUGGGGCUUACCACCAAGGAAAAAAUAAAAAGGGCCCUCAUGAAAUAUGGCGUUCCGUUGGCAUUCUCGGCAAAGGCCAACACCAUUUCUGACUUGGUUCCUAAAGCCUUACGCGAGCGCAGAAUAGACGACGCGGAAUUUAGUCUUAUCCUUGCCGAAGAGGUAAAAUACGAACAACUAAAGACAAGCAUAAGAAACAAAAAAACAGUCAUAAAAGACCUAACAGAGGAAACCCGCAAAAAGAUUUACCAGGAGGCAAAAGAAGAACUCCAAAGAAAACUUACAGCGUAG
This is a messenger RNA of Actinia tenebrosa (Australian red waratah sea anemone), 567 nucleotides long. Its product is annotated as spindle assembly abnormal protein 6-like. Lineage: Eukaryota; Metazoa; Cnidaria; Anthozoa; Actiniaria; Actiniidae. The record is from RefSeq and is a predicted model, not a curated record.